UAACAACCCCAAAAAAUUUCAUUUUUAAGGAAAAUAAGACGUCACGUUCCUUCCCACCAACACCAAGUAUAUAGUAUAAAAGGCUUCAAAUACAUCCAACUUUCGUUCCCAUAAAUUUCACAUCUCCAUUCAAUUAACAAAUAGAUUUAUAUCCAUUACAAGUCAGAUUACAACCCCACUUCAUAUAAUAGUCCAUUUUUCAUCAGAUUAUAGAAUACAUCGAAUGAUUCCCUUGGAUUCUCCCUACGCCACAAAAUUAUAACUCCAAUUUUUUGUCAAAAUCAACCUGAACUUCAUAUUAUACUUGUAAAAUUGUAUAAAUUUCAUCUAAAGUUGAGAUUUUGAGCAAUACCCAUAAUUCAAAAUUCAUCAAAAUGGGGAGUUUAGGAGCGAUUUUGAAACACCCAGAUGAAUUUUACCCUCUUUUGAAGUUGAAAAUGGCAGUAAAAGAGGCAGAGAAACAGAUCCCUCCUGAAGCUCACUGGGGUUUUUGUUACUCUAUGCUUCAUAAAGUUUCCAGAAGUUUUGCCCUUGUUAUUCAACAACUUGGCACUGAUCUUCGCAAUGCUGUAUGUAUCUUUUACUUGGUCCUUCGAGCCCUCGACACUGUAGAGGAUGAUACAAGCAUAGAUAACGACGUCAAAUUGCCUAUUCUGAGAAAUUUUCAUCAGCACAUAUAUGAUCGUGACUGGCAUUUUUCUUGUGGUACGAAGCACUACAAAGUUCUGAUGGAUGAGUUUCAUCAUGUCUCAACUGCUUUUCUGGAGCUUGAUAGAGGUUACCAGUUGGCUAUUGAGGAUAUCACCAAAAGGAUGGGUGCAGGAAUGGCAAAAUUUAUCUGCAAGGAGGUAGAAACAGUUAGUGACUAUGAUGAGUAUUGCCACUAUGUAGCAGGACUUGUUGGUUUAGGGUUAUCAAAGCUUUUUCAUAAUGCAGGCUUAGAGGAUCUAGCUUCAGAUGAUCUUUCCAAUUCCAUGGGUUUAUUUCUUCAGAAAAUAAACAUUAUUCGUGAUUACCUUGAAGAUAUAAAUGAGAUUCCAAAAUGUCGUAUGUUUUGGCCUCGAGAAAUUUGGAGCAAAUAUGUCAACAAACUUGAGGACUUAAAGUAUGAGGAGAACUCAGAGAAGGCAGUUCAAUGUUUAAAUGAAAUGGUGACAAAUUCCUUAUUGCAUGUGGAAGAUUGCCUAAAGUACAUGUCUGCUUUAAAGGAUCAUGCUAUAUUCCGGUUCUGUGCUAUACCACAAAUCAUGUCCAUUGGAACCUUAGCUUUAUGCUACAACAACAUUCAAGUGUUCAGAGGUGUGGUGAAAAUGAGACGUGGUCUCACUGCUAUAGUUAUCGAUCAGACGAACACAAUGCCUGAUGUUUAUGGUGCCUUCUACGAUUUCGCUUGUAUGAUGAAACCAAAGGUCGACAAAAAGGAUCCAAAUGCCAUAAAAACACUAAAUAGGAUUGAAGCAAUCCAGAAAAUCUGUAGGGACUCUGGAACUCUUAAUCAAAGGAAAUUGUACGUACGUAACAAGUCAACAUACACUCCAAUCAUGAUGAUGGUGUUCUUCAUUGUAUUGGCAAUCAUUUUGGCUCGCGGCAAAAUCAUUAAUUAUUAAGCAGGGGUACGUUAACGUAAAAGACCAACUUGACUUGUAUGUGAUAUAUAAGCUGGAGCAUGCACCGACGAUUUUGAACAUUUGUAACUGUUAUUUGCAGGUAUGGCUUCUCGUGUCGUAUGUUGUUAUAUCAUCAUAUAUGGGGAUGCUCUACUUUCUCUAGGCGCGAAUCCGUGGCUUGUUUAAUUUGAUUCAUUUGUAAUAUACUAGUAUUUGCUAGUAGGUAUGUAGCUUAUGAAUGUAAUGGCACAUUUCUUCUGUCUUCUGAUCUAUUUGAAGGGUCCAUUUUAUUUAUUGUGUUA
Molecule: messenger RNA, 1909 nt
Organism: Beta vulgaris subsp. vulgaris (sugar beet)
Lineage: Eukaryota; Viridiplantae; Streptophyta; Magnoliopsida; Caryophyllales; Amaranthaceae
Product: squalene synthase 2
Exons: 13
Coding region: 375-1607 (410 amino acids)
Biological process (GO): farnesyl diphosphate metabolic process; lipid biosynthetic process
Cellular component (GO): endoplasmic reticulum membrane
Molecular function (GO): squalene synthase [NAD(P)H] activity
Source: RefSeq, a predicted model, not a curated record